Messenger RNA from Dermatophagoides pteronyssinus (European house dust mite), 1657 nucleotides. Its product is annotated as sialin-like. Lineage: Eukaryota; Metazoa; Arthropoda; Arachnida; Sarcoptiformes; Pyroglyphidae. Gene Ontology annotation, cellular component: membrane. Gene Ontology annotation, biological process: transmembrane transport; monoatomic anion transport. Gene Ontology annotation, molecular function: transmembrane transporter activity. The record is from RefSeq and is a predicted model, not a curated record.
UGAUUUUGAAUUUUAAAUUCAAAAAACAAACAAACAAAGCCACAAACAAACAACAAACCCACAAAGGUAGUAAUAGUGGACAACAAGAUCGACAAGAAUAAAAAAAAAGAUAAUGGCAAUUCGUUUAAGAAUUAUAAUCGCUAUACUUGGUUCAUAUGCAUGUUCAUUAGUUUAUAUGCAUCGUUCCGGUAUUAGUGUUGCUGUUGUUGCAAUGACUAAAAAUCCUGUUGUUGAUCAAAAUCAAAACAUAUCGUCAUCAUCAUUCAAUUAUACCUCAUCAUCCAUAUCCGAUCAACCAUUAUAUGAUUGGAGUGAAACAUUACAGGGUAUUAUACUUGGUGCACAAUUUUAUCUUUAUAUUUUUGUACCAACAUUAGCCGGUAGAGCAACUGAUGCAAUUGGUGGUAAAUGGAUUGCAUUUUUCGGUGCAUUAGGUCCAUGUAUUUUAGCUUUAUUAACACCUGUUAUGAUUGAAUUUGGUAAUGCAUGGGCAUUAAUUAUUAAUCGUAUUUUGGUUGGUGGUUUUCAUGGUUUUACAUAUGCAGCAAUGUUUUCAUUAUAUGUUAAAUGGUUUCCAAUAAAAGAAUUAUCGAUGGCAAAUUCUGGUUUAAUAUUUGGUGGUUCAAUUGGUUCAACAAUAAUGUCAGCAUUAGCCGGUUAUAUUGCACAAUAUUGGUCAUGGCAAGCUGUUUUUUAUGUUAUUGCAUUAUUUCAUUUACCAUUCUUAAUUUUAUGGUUUAUUUUAUCGACAAACGAACCGGAUACAAAUCGUUUUAUAUCAUCUGAAGAACUUAUCUAUAUACAACAAAAUGUUCAACAAAAAAUUAUUUCGAAAAAAAUUAAAGCACCAUGGUUACGAAUGAUAUUUUCUAUACCGGUUUUAUGUUCAUUAAUAACAAAAAUGUGUUCGGGUUUUGGUUAUUUUUUAAUGAUAACAAAAUUACCAUCAUAUUUGGAGAAUGCAUUUCAAAUUGAAUUAUUUAAAAAUGGUUGGGUUUAUGCCGGUACAAAUCUUGCCAAUGGUUUAGCAAGUUUAUUAGCACCAACAAUUGCCAAUGUUUUAAUGAAUCGUUUUGGUAUUCGACGACUGAUUGUACGGAAAAUAUUUCAAUCAAUAGCAUUAUUUGGACCGGCAAUAUGUUUAGGAUUGAUACCGGCAUUCGGUUCAAAACCUGAACCAGUAAUUGUAAUGUUAAUUAUGGCAAUGAUGUUGUAUGGAUUUUUUAGUGCCGGUGAAUGGACAAUUAUAUCGGAAUAUGCACCAAAUUUUGCCGGUACUGUAUUUGGUAUGGCCAAUAUUUUAGCAUUUGCAAUGGGUGUUGUUGCACCAUAUAUUGUUGGCGUUCUAUUGGAUGAUAAAAAUUCAAAUCAUACUGAUAUGCAACAAUGGAAUAAAGUAUUUUAUAUUGCCGUUAUUAUCUAUGUUAUUGGUGGAUUAACAUUUUUAUUAUUUGCAACUGAUCAACAACAAACAUGGGAUCGUGAUGUAAUAAUUAUUAAAGAUAAUAAUCAUCAUGAUGAUAAUGAUGAUGAAAAAUGUAAAGUAAUUAAUUCAAAAAUUAGAAAUCGAUCGACAGAAAUUAAUACUAAUAAUAAUAAUAAUAAUGAUAGUGAUGAUCGAACAUCAAUAACAAUGACGUAAAAAACAAAUUUACCU